Heterostelium album PN500 is the source of this 270-nucleotide messenger RNA. RefSeq lists its product as uncharacterized. Bases 1 to 270 code for a protein of 89 amino acids. The record is from RefSeq and is a predicted model, not a curated record. NCBI's taxonomy places the organism in Eukaryota, Evosea, Eumycetozoa, Acytosteliales, Acytosteliaceae. The transcript has a single exon.
AUGUCAUUAAGAAUCGUUGUUACAGAUUGUUAUUUUGUUGAUAACAAAGUUAUUCCACAAGGAACUGUAGAGUCAGGUGUCUUAAAGCCAGGAAUGCUUCUCCUUAUCCAAGAGUUGAACAUCAAAGGUACCAUGUUGCAAUUCGAAAUGAUGCAAGGUGGAAUGAACGAGGCUGUCGUAGGUGAUAUUACUGCAUUCAGUUUAACAAACAUCUCAGGUAAUCUCACCAGAGAUAUGGUCAAGCCAGGUUUCGUCAUCACUCAAGCUUAA